This is a messenger RNA of Anopheles marshallii, 977 nucleotides long. RefSeq names its product dynein regulatory complex protein 9-like. The record is from RefSeq and is a predicted model, not a curated record. The coding region runs from base 42 to 977 and encodes 311 amino acids. NCBI's taxonomy places the organism in Eukaryota, Metazoa, Arthropoda, Insecta, Diptera, Culicidae. The transcript is spliced from 2 exons. Gene Ontology annotation, cellular component: motile cilium; cytoplasm. Gene Ontology annotation, biological process: cilium organization. Gene Ontology annotation, molecular function: protein binding.
CACAGUAACCCGAUAAAACAUUCCAAUACAAUCACACUAACAUGGCCGAAGCUAGACAGGAAGAAAGCGCACUCAUCAUUAAAAAAAUCGUAGAAGAAUGUUUACAAAAAUUUGAAAUUCUAAAAUGGUGUCCCAAUAAUGCGAAAUUGUACGAUUCGACUGGCACGUAUUCAAUUGCUAACCUGUUGCACCAGAAAAGCAAAAGAUUGCGUUCGAUUUUAGGAAAGAUUGCCGAAAAUCCGAAACACCUUGCAUCGGACACUUCGCAAAGCACACUUGGAAGUUACAUACCGUGUGAUGAAAGCGCUUCAGGAGAAGAAAGAAUGUACUAUGAUCGUUUUGAGUAUCUCGAUCGAUGCAAAGUGAUUCAGCGACUGGCAAAAAGGCUUGAAAUGCUUAAAUAUCAAUACCACGAGUGGAAUCACCAACUUAACGAAGAAUCACAAAUCGAAAUGACCAAACAACGCUUUGUUAUGCUAUGGGAAUCGGCCCGUAAAGAGCAGUUGCAAAAAUCCAUUUCGCUGCGUGUACAAGAUCUUCAGAAAGAACAGACGAUCUCGGACCGUUGUAGGGCAAACGCAUUUCAGACAGCGCUUACUAUAAAUCAAUACUAUGAUUGGAAGCUGGCGAACACUGAGCAAGCUAUUGAAGACUGGAUGACGCGUUUCGAUCACGAAAAAGAGGAACAAGAUGCUCGUUUUCAAAAGGCUCGCGCGACAGAAAAGUAUUGGAACGAGUUACUACGACUAUACGAACAACAGGCACAGCAAAUACUUGAUUUAGAAAAAGAUUUAGCGUGUUGGGAAACGGAAGCAGAAUUCAAAGAAUUUUGCCACCGGAUGGCCACAAAAUUGCAAGCCUGGUGGCGCGGCGUAAUGACGCGGAAAGGAUAUGGCAGAUUUGGCACAUCUGGAAGGAAUAGGCGAAAGAAAAGCAAGCCUAAGGACAAAAUAAAACUUAAAAAAAACAAUAAAUAG